AUGACCUCUGACCUGAGGACCAAUAACAGAGCUUGUGGUACGGAACACUACAGGCUCAGCAUGACCUCUGACCUGAGGACCAAUAACAGAGCCUGUGGUACGGAACACUGCAGGCUCAGCAUGACCUCUGACCUGAGGACCAAUAACAGAGCUGUGGUACGGAACACUACAGGCUCAGCAUGACCUCUGACCUGAGGACCAAUAACAGAGCUGUGGUACGGAACACUACAGGCUCAGCAUGACCUCUGACCUGAGGACCAAUAACAGAGCUGUGGUACGGAACACUACAGGCUCAGCAUGACUCUCUGACCUGAGGAACCAAUAACAGAGCUGUGGUACGGAACACUGCAGGCUCAGCAUGACCUCUGACCUGAGGACCAAUAACAGAGCUGUGGUACGGAACACUGCAGGCUCAGCAUGACCUCUGACCUGAGGACCAAUAACAGAGCUGUGGUACGGAACACUACAGGCUCAGCAUGACCUCUGACCUGAGGACCAAUAACAGAGCUGUGGUACGGAACACUGCAGGCUCAGCAUGACAGAAUGACUGAGUGAACACUCUAGAAUAGAUUGCACUUCUGCAGACUCCAGAGCUUGGCCUAAAAUGAUGAUAUGGUUGUAUAAUGGUUGUAUAAUGGUUGUAUAAUGGUUGUAUAAUGGUUGUUGUUUUAUAUGAAUGAGAUUUUACUGUGUGGCAACUAUGACAAGUGUAAAUACCUUGAGAUAUAAACGUUCUAGUUUAUGGAAGCUGAAUUGACAACGUAAUAACCUGUAAUGUGGAAAUUCACGUGAUGCUGCUGUUGAUGAGGCUAGAUAUUGGUGUGGCCAUAGAAACAUUAUUGUAGUGUCUGUUUUAGGCCUAUACCUAACAGUGGCUUGACUGAAUUUACAUAACCAAUGGGGAAAGUAAGUCUACCACAAAUGUCAUCUUCGGAUCCCCGGUGAAGUGUCUCCUCUGCUGUGUGAAAAAUGUCUGGCUACCUCCUUGGAUUUACAGCCUGCUACUCUACAAUAGGUACCUUUUUUAAACUAGCCGUGACGUUAGAUGUGUUGUCUAUCCCGAGUAAUGUGGCUGUCCUCUCUCUGGCUCCCCCUACAGGUGCCUCUGAUGCUGAUAGAGAGUGUGGAGAGCAGAGACAUGUUCCAACUGCACAUCAUCUGCAAGGACUCCAAAGUCGUCAGGUAAAGAGAAACUCCUAUCUAGGACACCUACACUGGCCAGGACACCUACACUGGCCAGGACACCUACACUGGCCAGAGACCACUGUCAACUACUAUCAGGACGUACAGACAGACACAUGGAUACCAUGUGCCCCACCAAUCAGCGUUUUUUUUUUUUUUUGCCAGACCAAAAAUAGGAAUUGUAUUCAUAAUAGUAUUCCUUUUUGUUUUACGUUUGAUUGACAUAUUAAGCACAACAUUAUAUUUUAAUGCAUGUGUAGGCUUAGAGACUUGGCAAUAGUCUCUUCUAUUUUGGAUUUACCGCAAUAUUUCUACUACUGAGAACUGUUGAGAAAAUAGCUCAUUUGUUAUUGCUCGGAGUUGGAAAAGAGAUGUCAUGAAGUUUGCUUAAGAACUGGUUUGGCUCAAAAACACUUGGAUGCUUAUUAUUUUAAUUUUUUGAAAGACUUGAGUUUUCAACUGAACAAAGAGCCCACUUCUCUCUCAGAAAGCACUGCCUCAGACAGAGACAUCAGAAGUGUUCCCAUGUCUUUGAUUGGCCUUGUGUCCUACCUGAGGAGCAGAUGUGAUGUGGAAGGGCCCUGGGAAACACUGUUCUGUUCUCCAUGAAUACUCACCAUAUUGAAGAACCCUCCGAACACUCAUUAGAAUAGAGAACUAUAGAAUACUCACCAUAUUGAAGAACCCUCCGAACACUCAUUAGAAUAGAGAACUAUAGAAUACUCACCAUAUUGAAGAACCCUCCGAACACUCAUUAGAAUAGAGAACUAUAGAAUACUCACCAUAUUGAAGAACCCUGAAUACACUCAUUAGAAUAGAGAACUAUAGAAUACUCACCAUAUUGAAGAACCCUCUGAACACUCAUUAGAAUAGAGAACUAUAUAAUAAUAUCCGUAUUAAAGAGCAUUAAUUAUGACCCUGCUUGUGUGCUGGAAGAGAGCAUAUUAUACAGUAGCCCUAUAUCUAAACCCUAUAUCUAAAUCACUAAAAAUACACUCUCGCCAUCCCCCCUCCCCUUAUUCUGUCCAAUUUAAGAUGACUGUAUGAUCAUGUAGGCCACACAUGAUUAUGAAGUGUCUUUGGGUCCUUGAAAAGCACUAAAUAAAACCUGGGUAUUAUUAUUCUUAGGCAAAACAUGAUAAUAUGGAAAAACCAAGAUAUGGACAAACAAGAAAAUAUGGAAAAACCAAGAUAAUAUGGUGAAACCAUGAUAAAAAUAAAAUCAAAGUUUAUUGGUACACAGAUUUGCAGAUGUUAUCGCAGGUACAGGGCAGUAAUGCUUGUGUUUCUAGCUCCAACAGUACAGUAAUGCUUGUGUUUCUAGCUCCAACAGGGCAGUAAUGCUUGUGUUUCUAGCUCCAACAGUACAGUAAUGCUUGUGUUUCUAGCUCCAACAGGGCAGUAAUGCUUGUGUUUCUAGCUCCAACAGUACAGUAAUGAUUGUGUUUCUAGCUCCAACAGUACAGUAAUGAUUGUGUUUCUAGCUCCAACAGUACAGUAAUGAUUGUGUUUCUAGCUCCAACAGUACAGUGAUGCUUGUGUUUCUAGCUCCAACAGGGCAGUAAUGAUUAUGUUUCUAGCUCCAACAGUACAGUAAUGCUUGUGUUUCUAGCUCCAACAGUACAGUAAUGCUUGUGUUUCUAGCUCCAACAGGGCAGUAAUGCUUGUGUUUCUAGCUCCAACAGGGCAGUAAUGCUUGUGUUUCUAGCUCCAACAGUACAGUAAUGAUGUGUUUCUAGCUCCAACAGUACAGUAAUGCUUGUGUUUCUAGCUCCAACAGUACAGUAAUGAUUGUGUUUCUAGCUCCAACAGUGCAGUAAUGAUUGUGUUUCUAGCUCCAACAGUACAGUAAUGCUUGUGUUUCUAGCUCCAACAGGGCAGUAAUGCUUGUGUUUAUAGCUCCAACAGUGCAGUAAUGCUUGUGUUUCUAGCUCCAACAGUACAGGUGUUUCUAGCUCCAACAGUACAGGUGUUUCUAGCUCCAAAAGUACAGUAAUGCUUGUGUUUCUAGCUCCAACAGUACAGGUGUUUGUAGCUCCAACAGUACAGGUGUUUCUAGCUCCAACAUUACAGAAAUGCUUGUGUUUCUCGCUCCAACAGUACAGGUGUUUCUAGCUCCAACAGUACAGGUGUUUCUAGCUCCAACAGUACAGGUGUUUGUAGCUCCAACAGUACAGGUGUUUGUAGCUCCAACAGUACAGUAAUGCUUGUGUUUCUCGCUCCAACAGUACAGGUGUUUCUAGCUCCAACAGUACAGGUGUUUCUAGCUCCAACAGUACAGUAAUGCUUGUGUUUCUAGCUCCAACAGUACAGGUGUUUGUAGCUCCAACAGUACAGGUGUUUAUAGCUCCAACAGUACAGAAAUGCUUGUGUUUCUAGCUCCAACAGUACAGGUGUUUGUAGCUCCAACAGUACAGGUGUUUGUAGCUCCAACAGUACAGGUGUUUGUAGCUCCAACAGUACAGGUGUUUGUAGCUCCAACAGUGCAGGUGCUUGUAGCUCCAACAGUACAAAUAAACAAUACACAUAUAAUCCCCAGAAAACUAAUAAGUUAUAUUGGAUGAGCCCUGACUACAAUACAGUAUCUACACUACCGGUCAACGGUUUUACAACACCUACUCAUUCAAGGGUUUUUCUUUAUUUUUUACUAUUUACUACAUUGUAGAAUAAUAGUGAAGACAUCAAAACUAUGAAAUAACACAUAUGGAAUCAUGUAGUAACCAAAAAAGUGUUUAAACAAAUCAAAAUAUAUUUCAUGUUUGAGAUUCUUCAAAUAGCCACUCUUUGCCUUGAUGACAGCUUUGCACACACUUGGCAUUCUCUCAACCAGCUUCACCUGGAAUGCUUUUCUAACAGUCUUGAAGGAUAGAUUCUGAUUGGUCAGACCAACGUUGAACAGUCCGUACCACUGAAGCUUCCUGUUUUAAGUUUCUGCCUAUAGGUGGGGAUGAGUAGACUGGAGGUGUGAUCUGAUUUGCCAAAGGGAAGUUGGGGGAGGGCCUUGUAGCCGUCCCGGAAGGGAGAGUAGCAAUGAUCCAGGGUCUGUGUUGCGCGUGUAGCAGAGGAGAUGUGUUGAUAGAAUUUCGGUAGCGUUUUCCUCAGAUAUCCUUUAUUAAAAUCCCCCAGCUACAAUAAAAUGCGGCCUCAGGGUAUGCGGUUUCCAGUUUGCACAUAGUCCGUUGUAGUUCCUUGAGAGCCGUGUCGGCUUGGGGGGGGGGAUAUACACGGCAGUGACGAUGACCGAAGAAAAUUCUCGGGAUGUAAUGCGGUCGCCAUUCGAUGGUGAAGUAUUCCAGAUGGGAAGAACAAAAGGACUUGAGUUCCUGGACAUUACAAUCACACCAUGAGUUGUUCAUCGUCAAACAAUCCCCUUCUGCCUUUCUUUCUCCCGGAGAGUUCUUUCUCCCUGUCCGCGCGAUGGUUGAUAAUAUGGUGAAACCGUGAUAUGGACAAAGAGUGAUAAUAUGGUGAAACCGUGAUAUGGACAAAGAGUGAUAAUAUGGUGAAACCGUGAUAUGGACAAAGAGUGAUAAUAUGGUGAAACCGUGAUAUGGACAAAGAGUGAUAAUAUGGUGAAACCGUGAUAUGGACAAAGAGUGAUAAUAUGGUGAAACCGUGAUUUUUUUUUUAAGGUCCUGGCCAUCCUCUGACUUCCCGCCCUGAUGUGUUUUUGUUCUGUUAUCACCUCAGAUGCCGCUUCUCCACGUUCAAGCAGUGCCAGGAGUGGCUGAAGCGUCUGACCCGGGCCAUAGCCCGCCCUGGCAGGCUGGAGGAUCUGUUUGCCCUGGCCUAUCACGCCUGGUGCCUGGGGGGCAGCACUGACGAUGAGGACCAGCACCUACACCUCUGCAGACCAGGUCAGAGACACACACACUCACACACAUACACACACACACACACACACACACACACACACACACACACACACACACACACACACACACACAGAGAGAGAGAGAUACCUACAGGAAAUACGUAUUUGAGCUGACGGCUCAGAGAACUGGGAUUUCUUUAUAGCCUUUAUCACUUCACUCCCAACAGACGGACUGAUAUAUUCUCUGUGCACGUGGAUAUAUAUUGUCUGUGCACGUGGAUAUAUAUUGUCUGUGCACGUGGAUAUAUAUUCUCUGUGCACGUGGAUAUAUAUUCUCUGUGCACGUGGAUAUAUAUUCUCUGUGCACGUGGAUAUAUAUUCUCUGUGCACGUGGAUAUAUAUUCUCUGUGCACGUGGAUAUAUAUUCUCUGUGCACGUGGAUAUAUAUUCUCUGUGCACGUGGAUAUAUAUUCUCUGUGCACGUGGAUGCACAGAGAAUAUACUGAUUUUGAGCUGAAUAAUUAAAAUCUUCAGGGAACUGAGGGUUCGGGUUCCCUCAUUGUAGCCAUUUUGUUCAUAUCAAAUCAUCCCUUUCUCUUUGACAUCACUCAAUCCAUCUCCCCCUUUACGCUCUUCAUCACUCAAUCUAUCUCCCCCUUUACGCUCUUCAUCACUCAAUCUAUCUCCCCCUUUACGCUCUUCAUCACUCAAUCCAUCUCCCCCUUUACGCUCUUCAUCACUCAAUCCAUCUCCCCCUUUACGCUCUUCAUCACUCAAUCUAUCUCCCCCUUUACGCUCUUCAUCACUCAAUCUAUCUCCCCCUUUACGCUCUUCAUCACUCAAUCCAUCUCCCCCUUUACACUCUUCAUCACUCAAUCCAUCUCCCCCUUUACACUCUUCAUCACUCAAUCCAUCUCCCCCUUUACGCUCUUCAUCAUCUCAAUCCAUCUCCCCCUUUACGCUCUUCAUCACUCAAUCCAUCUCCCCCUUUACGCUCUUCAUCAUCUCAAUCUAUCUCCCCCUUUACGCUCUUCAUCAUCUCAAUCCAUCUCCCCCUUUACGCUCUUCAUCAUCUCAAUCCAUCUCCCCCUUUAACGCUCUUCAUCAUCUCAAUCCAUCUCCCCCUUUACGCUCUUCAUCAUCUCAAUCUAUCUCCCCCUUUACGCUCUUCAUCAUCUCAAUCUAUCUCCCCCUUUACGCUCUUCAUCAUCUCAAUCUAUCUCCCCCUUUACGCUCUUCAUCAUCUCAAUCCAUCUCCCCCUUUACGCUCUUCAUCACUCAAUCCAUCUCCCCCUUUACGCUCUUCAUCAUCUCAAUCUAUCUCCCCCUUUACGCUCUUCAUCAUCUCAAUCCAUCUCCCCCUUUACGCUCUUCAUCAUCUCAAUCUAUCUCCCCCCUUUACGCUCUUCAUCAUCUCAAUCCAUCUCCCCCUUUACGCUCUUCAUCAUCUCAAUCCAUCUCCCCCUUUACGCUCUUCAUCAUCUCAAUCCAUCUCCCCCUUUAUGCUCUUCAUCAUCUCAAUCCAUCUCCCCCUUUACGCUCUUCAUCAUCUCAAUCCAUCUCCCCCUUUAUGCUCUUCAUCAUCUCAAUCCAUCUCCCCCUUUACGCUCUUCAUCAUCUCAAUCCAUCUCCCCCUUUACGCUCUUCAUCAUCUCAAUCCAUCUCCCCCUUUACGCCCUUUCCCUGUGUCUGUAGGUGACCAUGUCCUCUUUCUCUGUGUGUCUGUAGGUGAUCAUGUCCUCUUUCUCUGUGUGUCUGUAGGUGAUCAUGUCCGUCAGAGGCUGCAGAUGGAGGUGAAGAGGAUGGGCUUCGACAUGCAGAACGCCUGGAGAGUGUCCGACAUCAACCUCAACUACAAGUACGACACACACAGACACAACGCAGAGCAGGAAGAUUUAUGAUCAAACUGCUGCCUCAUCAAGUUGACGCGCACACACACACACACACACCACCCCCUUAAUUAGCCAGCCCACUCUCUCCUAAGCAGGCACGUCUGUCUGUGCUGUCAAAUGGUCCCAGGCUAGCUAGCGGAACAGACUGGAUGGGGAGAGUGACUCAGCAUUUCAAAGUGCCUUUUCUGUGCCAGUCAGUGUUUGAACUUUCUCUCUCUGUCGUUACUUGGCUCUUGAUCAUCUGUGUGACAGCUCUGAAGGAGAGGACAGACAGACGGACAGUAGGGAGAAUGGACAGACACUAGGGAGAGUGGGAGGUAGAGAAAGGAGGAUUAGUGGGAGGGCGAGUGGGAGGUAGAGAAAGGAGGAUUAGUGGGAGGGAGAGUGGGAGGUAGAGAAAGGAGGAUUAGUGGGAGGGAGAGUGGGAGGUAGAGAAAGGAGGAUUAGUGGGAGGUAGAGAAAGAAGGAUUAGUGGGAGGUAGAGAAAGAAGGAUUAGUGGGAGGGAGAGUGGGAGGUAGAGAAAGGAGGAUUAGUGGGAGGGAGAGUGGGAGGUAGAGAAAGGAGGAUUAGUGGGAGGUAGAGAAAGGAGGAUUAGUGGGAGGGAGAGUGGGAGGUAGAGAAAGAAGGAUUAGACAGAGGAGUAGAGUAGGAGUCACUGUCAUCCCUGUGACAGACUGAGCUCUCUCUCUCUAAAGGACAGUCAGGCCGUGAGGCCCAUACAGACUGGUAGUGUACUGUUAGGAGGACUCUGUCUAACCUUCAGAAGUAUUCAGACCCUUUGCUAUGAGAUUUGAAAUUGAGCUCAGGUGCAUCCAUUGAUCAUCCUUGAGAUGUUUCUACAACUUGACUGGAGUCCACCUGUGGUAAAUUCAAUUGAUUGGACAUGAUUUGGAAAGGCACACACCUGUCUGUAUAAGGUCCCACAGUUGACAGUGCAUGUCAGAGCAAACACCAAGCCAUGAGGUUGAAGGAAUUGUCCGUAAAGCUCCGAGACAGGAUUGUGUCGAGGCACAGAUUUGGGGAAGGGUACCAAAACAUUUCUGCAGCAUUGAAGGUCCCCAAGAACACAGUGGCCUCCAUCAUUCUUAAAUGGAAGAAGUUUGGAACCACCAAGACUCUUCCUAGAGCUGGCCGCCCAAACUGAGCAAUCAGGGGAGAAGGGGUGUGUGUGUGAGAGAGAGAGAGAGCGGUGACCAAGAACCUGAUGGUCACUCUGACAGAGCUCCAGAGUUCCACUGUGGAGAUGGGAGAACCUUCCAGAAAGACAACCAUCUCUGCAGCACUCCACCCAUCAGGCCUUUAUGGUAGAGUGGCCAGACGGAAGCCACUCCUCAGUAAAAGGCACAUGACAGCCCACUUGGAGUUUGCCAAAAGGCACCUAAAGGACUUUCAGACCAUGAGAAACAAGAUUCUCUGGUUUGAUGAAACCAAGAUUGAACUCUUUGGCCUGAAUGCCAAGCGUCACGUCUGGAGGAAACCUGGCAUCAUCCCUACGGUGAAGCAUGUUGGUGGCAGCAUCAUGCUGUGGGGAUGUUUUUCAGCGGCAGGGACUGGGAGUCUAGUCAGGAUCAAGGGAAAUAUGAACGGAGCAAAGUACAGAGAGAUCCAUGAUGAAAACCUGCUCCAGAGCGCUCAGGACCUCAGACUGGGGUGAAGGUUCACCCUCCAACAGGACAACAACCCUAAGCACACAGCCAAGACAGCGCAGGAGUGGCUUUGUGACAAGUCUCUGAAUGUCCUUGAGUGGCCCAGCCAGAGCCCGGACUUGAACCUGAUUGAACAUCUCUGGAGAGACCUGAAAAUAGCUGUGCUGCGACGUUCCCCAUCCAACCUGACAGAGCUUGAGAGGAUCUGCAGAGAAGAAUGGGAGAAUUAUUGUGUGUAGAUUGCUGAGGAUUUGUAUUUAUUUUAAUCCAUUUAGAAUAAGGCUGUAACGUUAACAACAUGUGGUUAAAGUCAAGGGGUCUGAAUACCUUCUGAAUGCACGGUGUAGAGGAGGCAUGGAGAUGGUGUACGUGCUGGAGUGUCAGAAUAGGUUAUAGAAUAGAUUAUAGUAAGAAUAGAUUAUAGAAUAGAUUAUAGUAAGAAUAGAUUAUAGAAUAGAUUAUAGAAUAGAUUAUAGAAUAGGUUAUAGUAAGAAUAGAUUAUAGAAUAGGUUAUAGUAAGAAUAGAUUAUAGAAUAGGUUAUAGUAAGAAUAGAUUAUAGAAUAGGUUAUAGUAAGAAUAGAUUAAGAAAGUAGAUUAGUAACGAAUAUUAUAGCUGAAAGUUAUAGAAGUAUGUUGAAUGAUAUAGAAUGAUUUAUAGGUAAUUGUAAAGUGAUUGACUAGGUAAUGCCUGAAUUCUAGUAGUUGGCUUGUAAACAACUCAUGAUGUUUCUAGACUAGUUAUAAAGCCACUAACAGGUUUGGUGAUACCUGAUUACCCUGCAUCGGGUUAUAUGUCAGGCUUAUAUGUCGGGUUUGAGUCAGUGUUCAUGCUGGUUUCAUCGAUACGUUCAAGCUACAUGUUUAUGCAGAUGGCUUAUGCUAGCUAUGUCGCUAGUUUGAUAGGAUUUACAGUACACGAGCUUACGAUAACCUUUGUUGACUAGAUUUAGACUCAGCUAUGCCUAGUUUAAGGCUCGGGCUAUAGGGAUACUGCCGGAUAUCUCAUUAUAGCAUGCUGGUAAUCAUUCACUUUGGAUGUUUAUCUGGAUUAAAGCCCCUCUCUAACGUUUGGUGCACUACCUUGGUAAUUACCCUGCUCUGCUGUGUGCUUUUAUAUGUCCCAGGGCUUUUAUAUGUCCCAGGGCUUUGAGUCAGGUUCGUCAGUAGUGAUACAUGUACAUUCCUAUACGUAUCAAGCUACAUGCGUUUUAUGCAGAUGGACCUUAUUGCUUAGUGCAUAUGUAGUGAAGGUGAUUUGAUAAACUAUACGCGCUUGACGAGUAACCUUGCCUUUUGAGCUAAAGACUUCAGCUAGCUGCCUAGGGUUUAUCUCAGCGGUCUAAUGCAGUAUUGUGGCUAGCAGGACACAUGGGUUCCAAUCCAGUCGACUGUAUGAUCUGUAUAUAAUCCUAACCUCUCUCCCCUCGUCUCCCCUCCCCUCCCCUCCCCUCCCCUCCCCUCCCCUCCUCUCCCCCCGUCUCCCCUCCCCUCCCCUCCCCUCCCCUCGUCUCCCCUCCUGCCAGGCUGUGCUCCAGCUACCCCCAGAAGCUGCUGGUGCCAGUGUGGAUUACAGACAAGGAGUUGGAGAGUGUGGGCUCCUUCAGGUCCUCCAAGAGAAUCCCUGUGGUGGUCUAUAGGUAGGUACACACACACACACACACACACACACACACACACACACUCGCCAUACUAUACACACACACACACACACACACACUCGCCAUACUAUACACACACACACACACACACACACUCGCCAUACUAUACACAAGCACAUUUUUGUCAUUUAGCAGACACUCUUAUCCAGAACGACUUACAGUUAGUGUGUUCACUUUUAAGGUAGCUAGUUUAGACAACCACAUCACAAUGUUUUUUUUUAUUUUCUUCUCAAUAGAGCAGCCAUCAGCAAAGUCAGCACUAGUAAGAAAAGAAAAGACGAGUGUGAGUGUGAGAAAGUCAAGGGUGUUUGUUUUUUGGUCAGGGAAGAGGUAGUUUUUCAGGUGUUGUCGGAAGAUGGGCAGGGACUCGGCUGUCCUGAUUUUAGGAUUUUAUGAAGCUCCCCAUUAGCUGUUGCAAAAGCAGCAGCUACUGUUCCCGGGUUCUGAUAUUAGGGGGGAGCUUGUGCCAGGACAGAGAAGAGCUUAGACUGGGAUGAGCCGGCCCCUCGUAGGGGUGGGAGGGCCAAGAGACCAGAGGUGGCAGAACGCAGUGCUCGGGUUAGGGGUGUAGGGUUUGAGCAAGGACUCUGGUUGGGAUGUAGGGUUUGAGCAUAGCCUGAAGGUAAGGAGGGACAGUCCCCCUUGCUACUCCGUAGACAAGCACCAGGGUCUUGAAGAUGAUGCAAGCUUCAACUGGAAGCCAGUGGACGGUGCGGAGGAACGGGGAGACGUGGGAGAACUUGGGAAUGUUGAACACCAGGCGUGCUGUGGAGUUGCAGGGGUUUGAUUGCACAAGCAGGGAGCUUGUGGUAGUCCAGUCGUACUCUACUGAUGUUGUUGCAGGGAUCGGCAACAAGCAGAGGGAUUUUUUUGGGCCCCCCAAAGUUUUUAGGAUUUUUGUGUAAAAUCACCAGCAAUUCAGCUGAAAAUUAGUUCAAUUUAGGAAAUCUGUUUCCAAGUAUUCCCACGAAUAAAAAAGAGACAUACUGUAUAUGAUCGUGUCUCAAUGUAAUCAAGGUAUGAAAUUAUUAUUUUCAAAUACAAUCUCUUUUUGGGCUUAGUUGUGUUCAAUUUGCUGUGUCGUCCCAUGGCUGAAUUUAGUUGCUUACUUCUGUUGUAGAGCGUGAAUCUGCAGGAGCGAGUCACUGCUUUGAUGUUUGCAGUUAACGACAGGGUGUUGUCCAGGAUCACGCUGCGGUUAUUUGCACUCUGGGAGAGGGACACUGAGUUGUCAACCGUGAUGGACAGGUCUUGGAGAGGGUAGGCCUUCCCCGGGAGGAAGAGCAGCUCUGUCUUGUCGAGGUUGAGCUUGAGGUGGUGGGCUGUCAUCCAAUCUGAAAUGUCGGCCAGGCACGCAGAGAUACGUGUCACCACCUGGUUGUCUGAAGGAGGAAGAACACACACUGAAACAUACACACGGACACACACACUGAAACAUACACACGGACACACACACUGAAACAUACACACGGACACACACACUGAAACAUACACACGGACACACACACUGAAACAGACACACACACUGAAACAGACACACACACACGGACACACACACACACACGGACACACACACACGGACACACACACACACACGGACACACACACACACACACUGAAACAGACACGGACACACACACACACUGAAACAGACACGGACACACACACACACUGAAACAGACACGGACACACACACACUGAAACAGACACGGACACACACACACUGAAACAGACACGGACACACACACACUGAAACAGACACGGACACACACACACUGAAACAGACACGGACACACACACACACACUGAAACAGACACGGACACACACACUGGCACAUUCCAAAUAUCCUCACCAUACCCAGCCUAUGGACCAACACAUUCCAAACACAUGGCUAAUGUUUUGACCUGCUCUGGUUUUGUAAUGUAUUGUUUACUGAUGGAUAGUCCCCCUAUCCUGCCGUCCCACCAGGCACCAGAGGAACGGGGCAGUGAUCGCCCGCUGCAGCCAGCCAGAGAUCAGCUGGUGGGGCUGGAGGAACACAGAGGAUGAGUACCUGGUAACAUCCAUCUCGAAGGCCUGUCUGAUGGACCCCGGGGCCAGGUUCACCUGUGGGGCCCCAGCCUGCAGCCAGCCCAGAGGGGAGGGCCCAGACAGCUCUGACAGCGACUUUGGUAAGGAUGUGAUCUGGGUUUAGUCUUAUUUAUUGACCUUAGGUAAGUAACACUGCUCAAUGCAUUGUAACUGCAUCGUCGUGCAUUAUACCUGCAGGCUUUAAGUUAGGUGUUACCAGCCUUAACUUUACAAGACAAGUUGACAGACGGAGAAGACAUUCUCAUCAACAGCAAUAACCUGGAGAGAGGAGAGAGGGGAGAGGACGAGAGGGAAAGCCAUAGGGGAGCCUGAGGGGAGAGGGGAGAGGGGAGUAGGAAGGGAAGGAGGAGGGUAGGAGAGAGGGGAGGAGGAGUGAGAGAGGGGGGGCGAGGGGGGAGGAGAGGGGGGAGGAGAGGGUGGUGAGGAGGGGAGGGUAGGAGGGGGGGAGGUAGAGGUAGGAGGGAGGAGAGGGGGGAGUAGGAGGAGGGGUGGGGGAGGGCGCAGGGGGGGAGGGAGGGUAGGAGGUCUGGGAGGGAGGAGGAGAGGGGGAGAGAGGAGCGAGGGUGGAGUGGAUGAGAGGGUGAGGGAGGAGGAGAGGGAGGAGAGGAGGAGAGGGAGGAGGAGGGCAGGGCGGAGGGGAGGGUAGGAGGAGAGGAGAGGAGAGGGGGCGAGGGUAGGAGGAGAGGGGGGGGCAGGGUAGGAGGAGGGAGAGGGGGAGGGUAGGGGAGAGGGGAGGAGUAGGGGGAGGCGUAGGGGAGAGGAGAGGGGGAGGGGAGGAGAGGGGAGGAGGUGGGGGUGGAGUGGUCAGGAGUGGAGGGGAGAGGUAGGAGGAGGGGAGGGUAGGAGGAGAUGGGGAGGCGAGGGAGGGGGAGGGGGGGAGGGAUGAGGAGAGGAGAGGGGAGAAGGAGGGAGAGAGGGGGGAGAGGAGAGAGAGGAGAGGGUAGGAGGAGAGGGGAGAAGGAGGGGGAGAGGAGAGAGGGGGGAGGGGAGGAUGUCUUAACAGCAAUAACCUGGGGAAGAGUGGAGCGGAGUUCAGGAUUACGCCGAGGUAUUUGCACUCUGGGAGAGGGACACAGUUGUCAACCGUGAUGGACAGGUCUUGGAAUGGGCAGGCCUUCCCCGGGAGGAAGAGCAGCUCUGUCUUGUCGAGGUUGAGCUUGAGGUGGUGGGCUGUCAUCCAAGCUUAAAUGUCGGCCAGGCACGCAGAUACGUGUCCCCCACCUGGUUGUCCAGAAGGAGGAAGAACCACUGAACAGACACGGACACACAACUGAAAACACACGGACACACACACUGAAACAGACGCGGACACACACACUGAAACAGACGCGGACACACACACUGAAACACACACACGGACACACACACUGAAACAUACGCGGACACACACACUGAAACAUACACGGACACACACACACUGAAACAUACGCGGACACACACACUGAAACAGACACGGACACACACACUGAAACAGACACGGACACACACACUGAAACAGACACGGACACACACACUGAAACAGACACGGACUGAAAUGGACACGCACACUGAAACAUUGUAAAUAUCCUGGACCAACACAUUCCAAACACAUGGCUAAUGUGUGACCGCUCUGGUUUGAAUGUAUUGUUUAGAUGAUAGGGGAGUGGAGUCCAGGAUCAUGCGAGGUUUUUUGCACUCUGGGAAGGGGGACAACUGAGAGGAGUGGAGUUCCGGAUCAUGCCUGAGGUUAUUUGCAUUUCUGGGAGAGGAAUUUAGAGGAGUGGAGUUCCAGGAUCAUGCUGAGGUUAUUUGCACUCUGGGAGAGGGACACUGAGAGGAGUGGAGUUCCAGGAUCAUGCUGAGGUUAUUUGCACUCUGGGAGAGGGACACUGAGUGGAGUGGAGUUCACUUUACAAUUUAAAUACUGUAAAUCUCACAGCACUGUCUUUAGCACUUCUUCUUCCCAGUCUGUUGACACCAGUGGGGAAUGGGAGACAGGACAUGUGGAACUAACUGCUAACUAACUAACUAACUGCACAUUCAGCUCACUCAUUUUUCUCUGACCCAAAAACAACCCCAAUUAGAUUGAUGAGAACUAGCUGCCCUAACAGACAAUGAAGACAUGCCUGGGAUGUGCCAUUCUCAAUUAACACAUUCACAUUGGUUCACGAACACAGACACACACACACACACACACACACACACACACACAACACACACACACACACACACACAACACACACACACACACACACAUAAAUUGUGGCUAGACAGAGGAUGGAUUGUCACCAGUCAGGACCGGAUGCGUUGGGCUAAAAGGACCAUGACUCUUUUGUUUGGUACCUUGUUUAUGUGUUGGUGGCCAGGAGUGUGGAGCCCGUUUUGGGAGUGACUGGUCCCCUACCGUCCGUCUCGCUCCCUCGCUCCCUCCCUCACUCUCUCAAAUCAAAUUGUAUUUGUCACAUGCGCCGAAUACAACCGGUGUAGACCUUUACUGUGAAAUGCUUACUUACAAAACCCUUAACCAACAAUGCAAUGAGUUUAAAAAGAAAAGUACGAAUUUGCUAAAUAAACUAAAGGAAAAAUAGUAACACAAUAAAAUAACAAUAACGAGGCUAUAUACAGGGGGACCGGGACCGAGUCAAUGUGCGGGGGUACAGGUUAGUCUAGGUAAUAACGAGGCUAUAUACAGGGGGACCGGGACCGAGUCAAUGUGCGGGGGUACAGGUUAGUCUAGGUAAUAACGAGGCUAUAUACAGGGGGACCGGGACCGAGUCCAUGUGCGAGGGUACAGGUUAGUCUAGGUAAUAACGAGGCUAUAUACAGGGGGACCGGUACCGAGUCCAUGUGCGAGGGUACAGGUUAGUCUAGGUAAUAACGAGGCUAUAUACAGGGGGACCGGGACUGAGUCCAUGUGCGGGGGUACAGGUUAGUCUAGGUAAUAACGAGGCUAUAUACAGGGGGACUGGGACUGAGUCCAUGUGCGAGGGUACGAGGUAAUUGAGGUAAUAUGUAGGUAGAGGUGACUAUGCAUAGAUAAUGAAGAGAGUAGUACCAGCAGCGUGUGUUUGUUUGUACAAGACUGUGUGUGUGUUGGAGUGUCAGGGUAGUAUGUGUGUUUUUUGUUUUUGGGGUGUUGGAGUGGCAGGGUAUGUGUUGGUGUGGUGUGUGGUGGUGGUGUUGGAGUGUAAGGGUAGUUUGUGUGUGUGGGGUGUGUGGUUGGAGUAAAGGGUAGUUUGUGUGUGUGUGGGGUGUGUUGGAGUUCAGGUAGUAUGUGUGUGUGUUGGAGUGUCAUGGGUGUUUGGUGUGUGUGUGUGUUGUGUGGUGUGUGGUGUGUGUUUUGUUGUGGUGGGAGUGUCAGGGUAGUAUGUGGUGGUUGUGUGUUGUGGUGGGUUUGAGUGUAAAGGGGAGUGUGUUUUGUGUGGGGGGUGUGUGUGUUGGAGUGUCAGGGUAGGGGUGUGUUUGUGGUGUGUGUGUGUGUGUGUGUGUGUGUGUUGGAGUGUCAGGGUAGUUUGUGGGGUGUGUGUGUGUGUGUGUGUGUGUGUGUGUGUUUGGAGUGUCAGGGUAGUAUGUGGUGUGGGGUGUGUGUGUUUGGAGUGUCAGGGUAGUUUUGUGUGUGUGUGUGUGGGGUGUGUGUGUGUGUGUUGGAGUGUCAGGGUAUUUGUUGUGUUUGUUGUGUGUGUGUGUGUUGGGUUUGGGGUGUCAGGGUAUUAUGUGUGUGUGUGUGGAGUGUCAGGGGAGUAUUUGUGUGUGUGUGUGUUGGGUUCAGGGUAGGGUUGUGUGUGUGUGUUGUUGGGGUGUCAGGGUAGUAUGUGUGUGGGGUGGUGUGUGUGUGUGUGUGUGUGUGUUGGAGUGUCAGGGUAGUAUGUGUGUGUGUGUGUUGUGUGUGGUUGGAGUUGUCAGGGUAGUAUGUGGUGUGGGUGUGUGUGUGUUGGAGUGUCAGGGUAGUAUGUGGUGUUGGUGUGUGGGUUGGAGGUCAGGGUAGUAUGGUUGGUGUGUGGUGUGGUGUUGGAGUGUCAGGGUAGUAUGGGGGUGUGUGUGGGGUGUGUGUUGGAGUGUCAGGGGGCUAUGUGUAUUUGUGUGUGUGUGUUGGAGUGUCAGGGUAGUAUGUGUAUGCGACUGUAAGAGUGUCAGGGCAGUAUGCGACUGUAAGUCGCUUUGGAUAAAAGCGUCUGCUAAAUGGCUUAUUAUUAUUAUUAUUUAUUAUGUGUGUGUGUGUGUGUGUGUGUGUGUGUGUGUGUUGGAGUGUCAGGGUAGUGUGUGUGUGUGUGUGUGUUGGAGUGUCAGGGUAGUGUGUGUGUGUGUGUGUGUGUUGGAGUGUCAGGGUAGUAUGUGUGUGUGUGUGUGUGUGUGUGUGUGUUGGAGUGUCAGGGUAGUAUGUGUAUGUGUUUGUUGUGUGUUGGUGGGAGGUCAGGUUGUGUGUGUGUGUGUGUUGUGGGUGUUGGAGUGUCCAGGGUAGUAUUGUGUGUGUGUUGUGGGUGUGUGUUGGAAGUGUCAGGGUAGUAAUGGGUACUGUGUGGUGUGUGUGUGUGUUUGUGGGAGUGUCAGGUCGUAUGUUUGUGUUUGUGUGUGUGUGUGUGUUGGAGUGUCAGGGUAGUAUGUGUAUGUGUGUGUGGUGUGUUGAGUGUCAGUUAGUAUGUGUAUGUUGUGUGUGUGGUGUUUGGAGUGUCAGGGUAGUGUGUGUGUGUGUUGGAGUGUCAGGGCCAUUAUUCGCUGUAAGUCGCUUUGGAUAAACGCGUCUGCCUAAAUGGCAUAUUAUUUAUUAUUAUUAUUAUUUAUUAUGUGUGUGUGUGUGUUUGUGUGUGUGUGUGGUGUUUUGAGUGUCAGGGAGUGUGUGUGUGUGUGUGUGUGUGUUGAGUUGUCAGGGUUGUGUGUGUUGUGUUUUGGAGUUCUGUUGGUGUGUGUGUGUGUGGUGUUGGGUGUCAGGUAGUAUGUUUCUUGUUGUGUUUGUGUGUGAUGUGGAGGUCAGGGUUUGUGUGUGUGUGGUGUGUUGUUGGAGUGUCCAGGGUAGUGUGUGUGGUGUUGUAUUGUCAGGGUAGUGUGUGUGUGUGUGGUGUGUUGGAGUGUCAGGGUUAUUAUGGUGUGUGUGUUUGUGUGUGUGUUGUGUGUUGGAGUGUCCGGGUAGUGUGUGGUUGUGUGUGUGUGUGUGUGUGUGUGUUGGAGUGUCAGGGUAGUAUGUGUGUGUGUUUGUGUGUGGCUUGUGUGUGUUUUUGGAGUGUCAGGGUAUGUGUUGUGUGUGUGUGUGUUGCGUGCAGGGGUAUGUGUGUGUGUGUGUGUGUGUGGUGUGGUGUGUUUGGAGUGUCAGGGUCGUAUGUUGUUUGUGUGUGUGUGUGUGUGUGUUGUGUGUUUUGGAGUGUCAGGGUAGUGUGGGUGUGUGUGUGUGUGUUGGAGUGUCUGGUAUUUUGUUUUUGUGUGUGUGUUGUGUUUGUGUUGAUUUGUUUGUGUUUUGUUUUUGUUUGAUUUUCAUUUAUAUUCUAGUAUUUUUUUUUGGGGUUUUUUUUUUUUUUGUGUGUUUUUUUUUCUUGUCCUUGUUUUAUGAUUUCAUUUUUUUUUUUUUUUGUUUUUUUUUUAGUGUCCUUUUCUUUUUUUUUUUUAUUUUUUUUUUGUAUUUUCCUUUUGUUUUUUUUUUUUUAAUUUUCAUUUCUUUCUAUUUUUUUUUUUUUUUUUGGUUUUUUUUUUUCUUUUCCUUUUUAGUUUUUUUUUUUUUUUUUUUUGUCUUUGUACAUUGUUCUUUUUUUUUUUUUUUUUUUUUUUUUUUUUAUUUUAUUGUUUUUUUUUUUUUUAUUUAGUGUCGGGUAUAUGUUUGUGUGUGUGUGUGUGUGUGUGUGUUGGCGUGUCAGGGUAGUGUGUGUGUGUUAGCGUGUCAGGUAGUGUGUGUGUGGUGUGUUUGUGUUGGAGUGUCAGGUAGUGUGUGUGUGUGUGGUGUGUGUGUGUGUGUGUUGUGUUUGUUGGAGUGUCAGGGUAGUGUGUGUGGUUUGUGUUGGAGUGUCAGUGUAGUAUGUGUGAGUUGAGUGGUUAUAGUCCAGUGAGUCUACAUCGAGCCUGUGUAAGAGAUUCAGUAGAAUAAAAACAUGGGGUGAUUCAGAUAGUCAGGGUAGCCAUUUUGGUGAAAAAAAACUGUCCAGAAGUCUUAUGGCUUGGGGGUAGAAGCUGUUCAGUGUCCUGUUGCUUUUUUUUCCAGACUUGGUGGUCAGUACCGCUUGCCGUGCGGUAGCAGAGAGAACGGCUAUUACAUGGGUGACUGGAGUCUUUGACAAUUUUCUGGGCCUUCCUCCUGACACCGCCUGGUAAUACAUGUCCUGGAUGGCAGGGGCUUUUGGCCCCAGUGAUGCCUGGGCCGUACGCACUACCUCUAGCCGCCUUUGCGAUCGGAUCGACAGUGAGCAUACCAACGGUGAUGCAACCAGUCAGGAUGCUCUCGAUGUGCAGCUGUAUAACUUUUUGAGGAUCCGAGGACCCAUGCUAAAUCUUUUCAGCCGUGAAAGGAAGGGGAAAACAGAAGGAGGGAGAGGUUAGAAAAGCCGGAAAACGGAGGAGGUGAGGGCAAGGAAGAUGAGGAGAGGGGGUUGUUGAUCGGAGGAUGUGAGGAAAGAGUGGGCAAAGACGAGGGGGGGGAAGGCGAGGAAAGACCUGAUGGGCAGUAGUCGUUGUGGUGGGCUCUUUUCACGACUGUCUUGGUGUGUUUGACCAUGAUAGUUCCUUUAGUGAUGUGGAUGACCACCAAGGAUCUUGAAGCUCUCGAACCGCUCCACUUCUCUCCUCCACCUCUCCUCUCUCUCUCUCUCUCUCUCUCUCUCUCUCUCUCUCUCUCUCUCCAUCCUCUCUCUCUCUCUCGUCUCUCUUUCAUCGGUCCUCUUCGGUCUCAAUCAUCGAUUCUCUCUCCUAUCUGUUCCUCUCUCCUACCGUUAUCUCCGCUUUCUCGUCUCUCUCAUCUCCUUUCUCUCUCUCUCUCUCUUCUCUCCUUUUCUCGAGUCAGUCUCUCUCUCUCUCUCUCUCUCUCUCUCUCCCGUUCUCUCUGUGUGUAAAUGACUGUGACAUGAAUGCAGAUGGGAGAACAAAUUGCAUGUAUUAUUGUUAUGAUACAUUAAGAUGGCUUCUCCACAAACCGUAGGAGUCGGAGCCUGUGGGAAAGGGACUGUCUUUUCAGAGAGCACCCACCGUCUAUGUCCAUGACUUUACUGUGUUGAGGUGUGACGUUGACUCUGAGUGGCUCGACAUUGAUUGAGUCGAGUGGGAGAGGGAUAGCCUGGUACCAGACCUGUUUGUGCUGUAUAGCGGACUAUAGGUGUUAGUUGACCAUAGCGGUUGGCCACACAGCACAAACAGGUCUGGGACCAGGCUAGGCAGACAGAGAAUGUUGUCCAACUCUAAAUGGCAGGCCACCGAUUGAGGGAGUGGAUGAGAAAUGUAGGUUAGUAGCCCCGGGCCUGGUUUCCCAAAAGCAUCUUAAGGCUAAGUUCAUCGUUAGGAUCCUAUUGUUCUAAGGUGAACAUAGCCUUAAGAUGCUUUUGGGAAAACCGGGCCCUUGUCUAUCUGUGAGUAAUGACUAUCUGAGAUGUUUCUGCGUGAUGAGGCUCUGCCCCACCUACCGAUCACAGACCCCUAGCAAUGUUGUUUUCGCCUGUCGCUGUGGUAGCUGUUACUAAGCAGUGCUGCAGUGGUCAUCAUCAGGAGGAGAUAUUGAUUUUCUCCAGGGGUCGAGCUGAGCCAGCACUAUCGAUCAUCACGCCCCUGUCCCUAACCCUCCUCUCUCCGUUGUAACCCUCCUCUCUCCCGCUCUCUCCUACGCCAUCCCUCAAUCUCUCAUUCUCUCUACCUGUCCCCUAUCCACACCACUCUCUCCCAACUCGCCAUCUCUCAUUCUCUCUACCUGUCCCCUAUCCACACCACUCUCUCCCAACUCGCCAUCUCUCAUUCUCUUUACCUGUCCCCCCACACCACACCACUAAAUCUAAAACUGAAAUCUAAAUCCUCCCUCCCUCAGACUCCUCUCUGACAGGAUGCCCAGGCCCUGAUGCCAACACUGCGCCACAAAAGCUUCUCAUCCUCGAUGCCCGCUCCUAUACCGCUGCAGUGGCCAACCGCGCCAAGGGAGGUGGCUGUGAGUGUGAAGGUCGGUGAACACACAUUUAUUCCUCUCUUCUUCUUCUACUGUCAUGAGCCAGUCACACGUCUUGUUGACAUUCAAACCCGUCAGCCUGACAGACUUGUGUGUUCUGAGCUGGAAUCAAUCAGGUUAUCUAGCAGGUUAAGAGCGUUGGGCCAGUAACCGAAAGGCUGCUGGAUCGAUUCCCCCGAGCCGACUAGGUGAAAAAUCUGUCUGUGCCCUUGAGCCCUUAAUCCUAAAUGCUCCUGUAAGUCUCUCUGGAUAAGAGCGUCUGCUAAAUGACAACAAUGUAGACGUAAAUGUUGAGAGUCCCUAAGCAGUAGAGAGAAAUCGUACUUUGUGUCUGUUUACUUCUGACUGAUGACAUUCUUGUCUCUGUGUGUGUCUGCAGAGUAUUAAUACCCCAUGUGACUGAUGAUAUUGUGUGUUUCAGAGUACUACCCUAACUGUAGUCUUAUGUUUCAGAGUACUACCCUAACUGUAGUCUUAUGUUUCAGAAGUACUACCCUAACUGUUCGUUCUUAUGUUUCAAGAGUAUACCCUAAAAUGUAGUCUAUGUUUCAGAUUACUACCCUAACUGUAGUCUUUUUCAGAGUACUACCCUAACUGUAGUCUUAUGUUUCAGAGUACUACCCUAACUGUAGUCUUAUGUUUCAGAGUACUACCCUAACUGUAGUCUUAUGUUUCAGAGUACUACCCUAACUGUAGUCUUAUGUUUCAUAGUAUACCCAACUGUAAGUCUUAUGUUUCAGAGUACUAAAAAAAACCCCCGGAGGUAAUAAAAGUUGGAUAGGGGAAAUAGGGGGGUGGAACAUGUGGGGGAGAAUGUGGGCACUGAAGAGAUGGCAAUGGCGGGUCAGUAAAGAGGGGUGAGCGGGAAGGAGGGUUAGUUCGAUGCGACGCUAGAGAGGCGGGAUUUAUGGGGGUUGCAGGCAAGGGGGGCGUAUGCGGGUACCACACAACGAGAGGGGUAUAGGAGUGAGGGGGUUAGUGAUGAGAGGUGGGUGCACUCCCCUAACUGUAAGUCUUAUGUUUCAGAGUACUACCCUACCGUAGUCUUAUGUUUUCAGGUACUACCCUAACUUGUAGUCUUAUGUUUUCAAGAGUACUACCCUAACUGUAUCCUUAUGUUUCAGAGUACUACCCUAACUGUUCUUAUGUUUCAGAAGUACUACCUAACUGUAUGUCUUAUGUUUCAGAGUACUACCGCUAACUGUCGUCUUUAUUUUUUCAAGUACUACCUAACUGUAGUCUUAUGUUUCAGAUUACGACCCUAACUGUAGUCUUAUGUUUCAGAGUACUACCUAACUGGGGUAGUCUAUAUUUCAGAUACUACCCUAACUGGUAGUCUUAUGUUUCAGAGUUCUACCCUAACUGUAGUCUUAUGGUUUUCGAUACUACCCAAUCUGUAGUCUAUUUUCAGAGUACUACCCUAACUGUAGUCUAUGUUUCAGAGUACUUACCCUAACUGUAGUCUUUAUGUUUGAGUACUACCCGUAACUGUAGUCUGUUUAUGUUUUCGAGUACUACCCUACUGUAGUCUAUGUUUCAGAGUACUACCCUAACUGUAGUCUUAUGUUUCAGAGUACUACCCUAACUGUAGUCUUAUGUUUCAGAGUACUACCCUAACUGUAGUCUUAUGUUUCAGAGUACUACCCUAACUGUAGUCUUAUGUUUCAGAGUACUACCCUAACUGUAGUCUUAUGUUUCAGAUUACUACCCUAACUGUAGUCUUAUGUUUGAGUACUACCCUAACUGUAGUCUUAUGUUUCAGAUUACUACCCUAACUGUAGUCUGUUUAUGUUUCAGAUUACUACCCUAACUGUAGUCUGUUUAUGUUUCAGAGUACUACCCUAACUGUAGUCUGUUUAUGUUUCAGAGUACUACCCUAACUGUAGUCUGUUUAUGUUUCAGAUUACUACCCUAACUGUAGUCUGUUUGUGUUUCAGAGUACUACCCUAACUGUAGUCUUAUGUUUCAGAGUACUACCCUAACUGUAGUCUGUUUCAGAGUACUACCCUAACUGUAGUCUGUUUCAGAGUACUACCCUAACUGUAGUCUGUUUAUGUUUCAGACUACUACCCUAACUGUGAAGUGAUGUUCAUGGGCAUGGCCAACAUCCACUCCAUUAGGAACAGCUUCCAGUCCCUCCGAGCCGUCUGCAGCCAGAUCCCCGACCCUGGGAAGUAAGUGGAUCCCUCUGACAUCUCUCCUAUCAUCCCUCCAUUCCUUUCUCCAGGCCUCAGUAAGUUUACACCACAGGGAGGGAGGGAAUGCAGUCAGCUACAAUCCAGCCUCAUUCCUGCUGGGCAGGCCAGCUGUCUGUCUCUAAAGUGUGUUUGUGGUGUUUAUGUAUUUGCGUGUGUGCUGUGUCAGACCUGGGUUCAAAUAGUAUUUGAAAUAAUUUCAAAUAUUUAAGCUGUGCUUUUAUUGAACUUGCCUGUCACACACUAGAGAAGCAAUAGAAAAGUCCCAAGAGGGCAAAUCCCGCCCACCUGGGACUCCAGGCUGGCUAAAGCAAACGCUCAAAGUACCUGAAAGAUUUCAAAUAGUAUUUGAACCCACGUCUUGUAUGUGUCUCCUUGCAUGUGGACAGUGCAUGCCCCAACUGCCCAACUGGAAUCAGGUGAUGCACGCAGAGGGUUAUUCUAGUGGUAGACUUCCUGGUAUUCUAAAAGAGGUGCUGUAGUGAGUGACCCUCUUUAAAAUGACAGAGCCCAUUACUUACAGAGCUAGGUCAGGGGAUCCCCUCCCUCUUCCCCCUGCCUCUCCCUGGUGUCCAGGUUAUCCCCGGUUACUCAACCCAGCAGUGUUUAUUUACCUUCAGAAGCCUGGGGCUCCCUCGGAAUACAUUCUGGAACCUCUAGACCUGUUCUCAUUGGUCGCCCCUCGGUUUGUGCAUUCACAGCUGGCUGUCUGCUCUGGAGAGCACCCGUUGGCUGCAGCACCUGUCCGUCAUGCUGAAGGCAGCCACUCUGGUGUGCUCUGCGGUGGAAAGGGAGGGACGUCCAGUUCUGGUGCAUUGUUCAGACGGGUGGGACCGCACCCCCCAGAUUGUGGCGCUCGCCAAGAUCCUGCUGGACCCAUUCUAUAGGACACUAGAGGUAGACACUCACACUGGCCCUUAUGAUACUGUGGUGCAAUGAUGAAAACAGUGUGCUUCUUUUAUACGGACACUUAACACUGAUGCAGCAAAUAUCAGGUUUUAUGUUCUGAUAGUACGUUGAUGGUACGACCAGUUGUUUCACACAUCCUAUUGAAUUUACAACAACACACACACCUUUUAUACAGUGAUAGGUUAUAUUUACACAUACGUGUCACAAGGGAGCACUUUGUCAGUUUACAAUAAAGAGAACUGAAUUGCAGUGAUGUGAGAGAUGACUGGAUCUGACUUGGCCUCGCCAUCCACAGGGUUUCCAGGUGCUGGUGGAGACGGAGUGGUUGGACUACGGUCAUAAGUUUGGCGACCGCUGCGGUCACCAGGAGAAUGCCGAUGACGUGAGUGAGCAGUGCCCCGUCUUCCUCCAGUGGCUGGACUGUGUUCAUCAGCUGCUCAAACAGUUCCCCUGCCUCUUCGAGUUCAACGAAGCCUUCCUGGUACGUCCACUGCACCUCGCCUUCCCACAGCUUCUUUUCUUUCUCUCUGUUCUACACCCAUACAUUCUCUCACUUGCUUUCUUUCUCUUUACCUCUCCUUAUUUCUCAAUCUCCCUUUCUCUCUUUUCAUUCGUUCUCUUUGCUCUUACCUGGUCUCUCUUUCUCUCUUUUCAUUCGUUCUCUUGGCUCUUACCUGGUCUCUCUUUCUCUCUUUUCAUUCGUUCUCUUUGAAGAGUAAGGCAUGUUACUAAUAUUCUGUUGGUAAAAUACCUUUCUUAAAGAUCAUUUAAAGUUUCUACAUGAAAUAGAUAUCAGAGUGUAACCUUUGAGCAACAGUGUUAUGUGUGUUGUAUGUAAGGACUUAACCGUAUAUGACUGUACUCUGUUUAGUUCUGUUUAGGAGUGUAGUGUUACUGAAUGUGUAUUGGCAUAACCGUGCAUGUUGUGUUCCUCUCCUCUCAGGUCAAGCUGGUUCAGCACACAUACUCCUGCCUUUAUGGGACGUUCCUGUGUAACAACGGGCGGGAGAGAGAGGCCCGCAACAUCUACAAACGCACCUGCUCCGUCUGGUCUCUGCUCCGCACCGGCAACAAGAACUUCCAGAACUUCCUCUUUAUCCCCAGUCAUGAUAUGGUAACCGCUACUGUCCCCGCUUCUCUCCGCUUCUUAUCUCUUCUCCUCUCCUGGUUAUUAACAGAGGGAUCUGCUGUGCUUCAGACAGUAGCAAAAUGUCAGAAGGGCAGAAAAUAAUUUUUGGGGGCCAGAUAUACUGAGGGUUUUUUCCAUUUUCACAUUGACACAGUGUAUCGAUUUCUUUCCCUGUCCAAUACACUUCUGAGGAUGCCGAGGCUCAGAGUGUGUCUAUACAAUGACUGGAGCUAUUUGGUACUUUUGUUGACCUUUUAACCUCCUAGAGUCGAUGGCGGAAAUCUAAUUAGCAUUUAAAAAAAUCCCCAUAAAAAUCUGUCAGUUUAAGCUAGAGAUAUCUGUUUGUUUUUUUUGCAUGGGCUGCGUCUCAAUCCACCGCAUGGGCCUGCGUCUCAAUCCACCGCACCCGCCGAUGUCGCACUUCCGCAUCCUGCGGUGAAAGGUGACAGAGCUAGAGCGGUGUCAGACCGUGAGACGUCUCGAAAAUCGGUCUUCUCACAAAAUGGUCUGUAGUGUCCGAACGGUUUGGCCUACACACUGAUAUGACCUCUCUGUGGGAAGGUGAGACUCUCACCAACACGCUUUUGCUCUUGGACGCCUAACAGGCCUCACAAGACUUAUCUGAAGGUCCUCCCCCCAACGGUACCAGUUGAACAUAUGAAUGGAAGUGCACUACCGGUCAAAGGUUUUAGAACACCUACUCAUUCAAGGGGUUUUUCUUUAUUUGUAAUAUUUUCUACAUUGUAGAAUAAUAGUGAAGACAUCAAAACUAUGAAAUAACACACAUGGAAUCAUGUAGUAACCAAAUAAGUGUUAAACAAAUCAAAAUAUAUUUUAUAUUUGAGAUUCUACAAAGUAGCCACCCUUUGCCUUGAUGACAGCGUUGAACACUCUUGGCAUUAGCAAGUAUGUGGACACCUGCUUGUCGAACAUCUGAUUCCAAAAUCAUGGGCAUUAAUAUGGAGUUGGUCCCCCCUUUGCUGCUAUAACAGCCUCCACUCUUCUGGGAAGGCUUUCCACUAGAUGUUGGAACAUUGCUGCGGGGACUUGCUUCCAUUCAGCCACAAGAGCAUUAGUGAGGUCGGGCACUGAUGUUGGGCGAUUAGGCCUGGCUCGCAGUCUGCGUUCCAAUUCAUCCCAAAAGGUGUUAGAUGGGGUUGAGGUCAGGGCUCUGUGCAGGCCAGUCAAGUUCUUCCACACUGAUCUCGACAAACCAUUUCUGUAUGGACCUCGCUUUGUACAUGGGGGCAUUGUCAUGCUGAAACAGGAAAGGGCCUUUCCCAAACUGCUGCCACAAAGUUGGAAGCACAGAAUGUCAUUGUAUGCUGUAGCGUUAAGAUUUCCCUUCACUGGAGCUAAGGGGCUUAGUGCGAACCAUGAAAAACAGCCCCAGACUAUUAUUCCUCCUCCACCAAACUUUACAGUUGGCACUAUGCAUUGGGGCAGGUAGCAUUCCCCUGGCAUCCGCUAAACUCAGAUUCGUCCGUCGGGACUGCCAGAUGGUGAAGCGUGAUUCAUCACUCCAGAGAACGCGUUUCCACUGCUCCAGAGUCCAAUGGCGGCGAGCUUUACACCUCUCCAUUCGACUCUUGGCAUUGGGCAUGGUGAUCUUAGGGUUGUGUGAUGCUGCUCUGCCAUGGAAACCCAUUUCAUGAAGCUCCCAAUGAACAGUUAUUGUGCUGAUGUUGCUUCCAGAGGCAGUUUGGAACUCAGUAGUGAAUGUUGCAACUGAAGACAGACGAUUUUUACACGCUACGCGCUUCAGCACUCGGUGGUCCCGUUCUGUGAGCUUGUGUGGCCUACCACUUCGCGGCUGAGCCGUUGUUGCUCCUAUACGUUUCCACUUCACAAUAAACAGCACUUACAGUUGACCGGGGCAGCUCGAGCAGGGCAGAAAUUUGACGAACUGACUAGGUGGAAAGGUGGCAUCCUAUGACGGUGCCACGUUGGAAGUCACUGAGCUCUUCAGUACCGGCCAUUUCUACUGCCAAUGUUUGUCUAUGGAGAUUGCAUGGUUGUGUGUUCGAUUUUAUACACCUGUCAGCAACGGGUGUGGCUGAAAUAGCCGAAUCCACUAAUUUGAAGGCGUGUCCACAUACUUUUAAAUGGCUUUACUGAGAUCAUUUUUUGUGUUCGUCUAUUAUUGACCUCUGCUCCUAACCCUCCCUGUCCCUUGUGUCCAGGUGCUGCAGCCGGUGUGCCACACCCGGGCCCUGCAGCUGUGGACGGCCGUCUACCUGCCCACCUCCUCACCCUGCACCUCUGCCGAGGACGCCAUGGAGCUCUACCUGUCCCCCGGCCUACAGGGAGACGAGCUCACCUCACGGUCCCUGGACAGGUAGGGCUUUCCACUCACUCCAGUCUUCUGUCUCUUAGUGCAUUUGUAAAACCAUUGACUUAAUUCUAUCUCCUUGUAUCUCUGAGCUCUCUGUGUUUUCAAGGGCUUAUUUUCGGUAUUGUUUUUUAAGGAUUUACUCACGGUGGGGUAAAUCAUGAUGAACAGGCUCAUGGGCUCAGUGUAUCUACAGCUCUAGUGUUUAGAUCCUGCCUGCCCUCUAGUGGUACAGAAGGGAAGCUCACCUGCCUGCCCUCUAGUGGUACAGAAGGGAAGCUCACCUGCCUGCCCUCUAGUGGUACAGAAGGGAAGCUCACCUGCCUGCCCUCUAGUGGUACAGAAGGGAAGCUCACCUGCCUGCCCUCUAGUGGUACAGAAGGGAAGCUCACCUGCCUGCCCUCUAGUGGUACAGAAGGGAAGCUCACCUGCCUGCCCUCUAGUGGUACAGAAGGGAAGCUCACCUGCCUGCCCUCUAGUGGUACAGAAGGGAAGCUCACCUGCCUGCCCUCUAGUGGUACAGAAGGGAAGCUCACCUGCCUGCCCUCUAGUUGGACAGAAGGGAAGCUCACCUGCCUGCCCUCUAGUUGGACAGAAGGGAAGCUCACCUGCCUGCCCUCUAGUGGGACAAAAGGGAAGCUCACCUGCCUGCCCUUUUGUGGUAUAGAAGGGAAGCUCACCUGCCUGCCCUUUUGUGGUACAGAAGGGAAGCUCACAGAUGAGGGAAGCUCCACCACUUUCAUUAACUUGAGAUUUGUAUUUAUUCCCCUCUGUGCAGGCUUCCUAAGACUCGCUCCAUGGACAACCUGGUGUCUGCCUGUGAGAACGGGGUGGCCCUCACCCGCACCUCCAGCGACCCCAACCUCAAUAAGCAUUGUCAGGAGGGCCGCACGGGCCUUGGCCUGGAGCCUAUGGCUGCUAUAGGAGGAGGGGCCGCACCUGACAGCCCAGAGGACGUCAGCCCUGACACGGGAUUGGAAAGCGAUGACUCUGAGGUGGAGCCCGUCACUCAAAUCCCUCCUACCACACCCCUGGAGAUGGAGCCGAGGGAAGAGGGCUUUGAGGAGGAGGAGUUGAGAGAGGAGAUCUGUCUCACCACCCAGCCCCUGCCCUCCCUGCCCUUCUCCCCCAUCGCUCUGGAGCAGGGCCUCGCCCACCUCCCCUCUCUCCCCCUGCCCACACCAAUCCUCCAUCAGACCCUCUCCCAGACCACCAGCCCCCCAGUUCCUCCCCCUCGACUGCCACAUCAGAUGGCUGACAGUCACUCCAGGACUGCCUUGGUCACUACCCGUCCUGCCUGCAUACCAUCACCACCUGCCUGGAAGGGCCCACUACCGGCAGCCGUUCUGAACAGGCCUAUCACCAAUGGCCUCCAGAUCGGACGCUCCACUUCUUCAGAGCUGCUGGCCCCUGAGCAGCUAGUUCCCAUACUUCCUACGGCCAUGGAGGACUCCACCGAGACGCUCACAGACGAAACAGAGGCCCCACCAACGCUACCCCCUAGCAGGAGAGAAAGUCUAGGCCAGGCCCAGGCCCCAGAGUGGGCCUUACCCCAGGCCCAGGGAGAGGAGGGAGAGGGGAAGAGGACAGAGGGUGUGAGUGGUAGAGACCUGGUGCCUCUGAGAGGACGUGUGAUAGCAGUACCAACAUCAAAGGUAGCAGCGUCCUUCGCCUCCACAGUGCCCCCUGUUGACAACAGCCAGGCGGUGGAGGUGCGACGCCGGGUCUCUCAGAGCCAACUGCGUGUCAGUGAGGAGCUGUCUCUGCUGGGCUCUCGCUGGGAGAGUGUCCAGGGCCUGGUCCAGUCUGCCUGCAGCACUGCAGCCAGCCACUCUGGACUCUCAGCCAACCUCUCGUCAGGCUUCUGUCGAGCCCUUCAGCCCACUGCCUACCAGAGUCGACGCCUGGCUGGCAAGCUGCUGCGCGCCCAGGGCAUGGCCGUGCCCAACGGCGUGCCUAACGGAGGUUCGCAGUACGGCCGAAGGGAGAGGGAGGACAGGGUGCGCUCCUCGGCUCCAGCCCCAGCCAGCUCCAGCCCUGUCAGGUCCGGGUCAGGCUGGCUCUCUGCAGUCAGAAGCAGCCCGGGCUACGCUGCCAUCAUGUGCCCAACCAUCACCAGCGCUCCACCCACCUUUUCAAUCCGCCAGCUCCUCCCAGCCUCUCCCUGCUCCUCGGCCUCCCCCGUGCCCUCCUCCCAGCCGCCCCCGGCCUACCUGGAUGAUGACGGGCUGCCGGUGCCCGUGGACGCGGUGCAGCAGCGCCUCAGGCAGAUGGAGGCGGGGUAUAAACAGGAAGUGGAGGUGCUGAGAUGCCAGGUGCGCCAGCUGCAGAUGAGGCUGGAGAGGAAACAGUACGGCACGCCGCCCUCCGAGCCUGACGUCGACUACGAGGACGACAUUGUGAGUAGAUCUCCUACUUGGACUUUGAACCCCAAUGUAUUAUUACUGUGAUGUGAAAGGAUAUACAUGUAGGACGUUACUAAAUACUUCAUAAUUACAACCCAAAUGUUAACUUUGGUGGAAUUGCCCUUUAAUAGAGAGCCAAUCCCUCAAUAGCCAGUAAACGAAAAGUUGCUGGUUCGUAUUCCCGAGCCGACUAGGUGAAAAAAUUUACCGAUGUGCCCUUAAGCAAGGCAUUUAACCCUAAUUGCUCCUCUAAGUGUCUUUGGAUAAGAGCGUCUGCUAAAUGACAUGUAUAUGUGCUAGUGGGGUUAGUUGUAAUAGUUGUCUCUGUACAAAAAAAGAAAGGAAAGUGUGGAACUGUCUCUCUCGCUCUCUCUCAUCAUGUCACCCUCCCUCUCAUUUUCACCUGUCUGACCGCUUGUCUGUCCUCUUGUCUGUCCUCUCCGUCUCCAGACGUGUCUGCGUGAGUCAGACGACAGUGAUGAGGAGGACAGUCUAUCGGACCACAGCGAGGACCGUUUCUCCGAGGGCAGCUGGGACAGAGUGGAGCAGAAGGAGACAGAGGUCAGCGUCCCUCAUAGUCUCCUAUCCCUAACCCUGCCCCCUAACCCUAACCCUGUAGUCUACUGCCCCCUAACCCUAACCCCACCCCUAACCCCACCCCUAACCCCACCCCUAACCCCUAACCCUCAUAGUCUACUGCCCCCUAACCCCUAACCCUCAGUCUACUGCCCCCUAACCCCUAACCCUCAUAGUCUACUGCCCCCUAACCCCUAACCCUCAUAGUCUACUGCCCCCUAACCCCUAACCCUCAUAGUCUACUGCCCCCUAACCCCUAACCCUCAUAGUCUACUGCCCCCUAACCCCUAACCCUCAUAGUCUACUGCCCCCUAACCCCUAACCCCUAACCCUCAUAGUCUACUGCCCCCUAACCCCUAACCCUCAUAGUCUACUGCCCCCUAACCCCUAACCCUCAUAGUCUACUGCCCCCUAACCCCUAACCCUCAUAGUCUACUGCCCCCUAACCCCUAACCCCUAACCCUCAUAGUCUACUGCCCCCUAACCCCUAACCCUCAUAGUCUACUGCCCCCUAACCCUAACCCUCAUAGUCUACUGCCCCCUAACCCCUAACCCUCAUAGUCUACUGCCCCCUAACCCCCCUAACCCCUAACCCCCCCCAACCCCUAACCCCUAACCCCCCCCUAACUUUAUACUACAUUGUACACUACAGCCCCUCCCACUCACCUUUUACCUUUCUGCCCCAGAUACCUAUAUACAUAUACUAUAUACCGAUACACUGUUCUAAUAGGUGUCUGUCUGUCUGUCUGUCUGCAGGUCACAAGAUGGGUCCCCGAUCACAUGGCCUCCCAUUGUUUCAACUGCGACUGUGAGUUCUGGAUGGCCAAGAGACGUCAUCACUGCAGGUUUGUUAAGCUUUACCUUUGAUCACUAAUGGAAGCAUUAAUCAAGAUGUCCCUAGAUAAGAUAUCAUAAGUAAGCUCCUGUAAAGUGUAGGAUAAUGAACAUUAGUCUAUACCUUCAACGCUCAGCAGAUUUUAUACCACACCUACUAGGGAUUUUAGAUUUUAAAAACGACAGCUCCUGUUUAGCAAAAAAAGUUUUACUUUUUACUUAAAGUUUUAUAUUUGGGUUAGGGUUUGUUUUACCGACCUUAGUUGAAUGCACUCUCUGGAUAAGAGCGUCUGCUGAGUGACUGAAAUGUGAAUCUAGUUGACUCUGUCUCUGUCUCCUCAGGAACUGUGGCAAUGUGUUCUGUAAAGACUGCUGCCACCUGAAGCUGCCCAUCCCAGACCAGCAGCUGUAUGACCCUGUCUUGGUGUGUAACGUCUGCUAUGACCUACUGCUGGAGGCCAGGAACAGAGAGAUCCGCAGCCAGCAGCUCAAGAAGCCCAUCGCCACAGCCUCCAGCUGA
Molecule: messenger RNA, 31284 nt
Organism: Coregonus sp. 'balchen'
Lineage: Eukaryota; Metazoa; Chordata; Actinopteri; Salmoniformes; Salmonidae
Source: the annotation of a GenBank genome assembly